CGGUCAAAAUUGUGACCAGGAGACAGCAUGUCUUUCACGAAUUCACUUUCAGCUUUGGCUGCAACACAUCUUUCUUCCUCUUCCUCUGCAUUAUUCUCUUUCUUCGUCGGGCGUCAAAAAGUAUUGUGUUUUCUGUGCUUCCCGAGCUUCUUUGUCAGUAGGACCGAAGACAAUGGGUCGGUUUCAGGCACCCACAUUGCUUCAUUUCCAGGAGCCCUCCUCUCUGCUCUGAAAUUGGCUGUCUUGCAUUUUGGUUCUUGCGUUUUCCUCACUUUCUAAUGGGUGUCCUUUGCAUAGAGCUGCUCUGCCAUUGCUUGUUUCCUAAUGAAUCCGAUCUGCUUCCUUGCAAGAUUUAGCCGUAAAUGUUGGAACUAGGCGUUGAUGGAUUCCUAGUUGCACCCUUAAUCAUGAAAUCAAUACCAAAGGAUGGCCUGCGCUCUAUUAUGCCUCUUUGUUUCAGAGGCAAGUCAGCCACAAGCUUCGGCAUAUUCCCAAAAGUGAAGUCAGCAGGAUAUAGUCCAGGCAGUACACCUGUAUAUCUAAAUGUGUAUGAUUUGACUCCCGUAAAUGGCUAUGUUUAUUGGGCUGGUCUUGGUAUCUUUCACUCUGGGGUGGAAGUUCAUGGGAUUGAAUAUGCCUUUGGAGCUCACGACUACCCGACAAGUGGUGUCUUUGAGGCUGAUCCUCGACAGUGCCCUGGCUUCAAGUUUAGGAAGUCAAUAUUUAUGGGUACAACAUGCUUAGAACCUGUCCAGGUUAGAGAGUUCAUGGAGCGCCAGUCAGCAAACUAUAACGGGGAUACGUAUCACUUGAUUGCUAAGAACUGCAAUCAUUUUUGUGAGGAUAUAUGUUACAAGCUGACUGGGAACCGAAUGCCAAAAUGGAUAAAUAGACUUGCAAGAAUAGGUUCACUGUGCAACUGCAUACUACCUGAGGCCCUUAAAGCAACCACCGUAUGCCAUGACCCUGAUUUCCAGGGAUGUGACAAUGAAAAGAAGAAAUUGAGGAGUGCCUUUAGUUGUCUGUCAUCAAUAUCAAUGCAUCAGAGGGAAGUAUCGAUGUCAUCGUUGUUUCUACAUUCUCACUAUAAGGGCUGUUUACCACCAUGGGAGUUGAAGAGGUCUAGGAGUGGUUCGAUGAAGGAACAGUGAGUAGACUUCAUUUCUUUGCAGUUGAAGGGACACUGAACGUCCAGCUUGCAAUAUUGAGCUAUUGGAGACGGGGUGUGCCAUUCCUGCUCAUUUUCAUCUACAUGGCCUUCAAAGAUUGAAAUCUGUGCGAGUUUGUUGUUGUGAAUUUUGAAAAAAAAAAAUAGAAAGGCAUAUUCUUCUGCUUUUCUGUAUUUUUGAUAACCUUUGGAUUUGCUUCAUGUAUUUAUAAAAUUGUAUGCUGAUAUUUGCUCCAUUGAUGUGCAGUCAUAUCCUUAUAACAAAAGAAGAAACCAAAGAGGUUGCUGAAUUGUUUUCAUACCA
Carya illinoinensis is the source of this 1472-nucleotide messenger RNA. Its product is annotated as deSI-like protein At4g17486. Gene Ontology annotation, molecular function: deubiquitinase activity. Lineage: Eukaryota; Viridiplantae; Streptophyta; Magnoliopsida; Fagales; Juglandaceae. Bases 363 to 1151 code for a protein of 262 amino acids. Gene Ontology annotation, biological process: protein deubiquitination. The transcript has 5 exons. The record is from RefSeq and is a predicted model, not a curated record.